UGUCGCCCGCUUGUUGUCUUGCUUGUUGUAUUCAUUCCAUUUCCCUCACUCGGAUCCAACAUUUUUAUGACACGAUGGCAAGAAAAUAGUGAACUUUGACAAGAAAGUAUGCCAACAUAAUUUAUUGCCCGACAGCGAGGAUCAAAGACGUCUUGCUCGUCAUGACCACGUUACCCCUUGUGCAUUAUAAUAGUCGCCUCACGAUGCCUGCAGGGCCCAGAUUGGUUAUCUUGUUCCCAUGACCUGUUGUCCCAGUCCGGAAUUUCUGCAAGCGCUCAGGACUAAUUGAGACAAGCUCAAGCGUUGUAACAAAAUGAUAAUUGGCUUCCACUGGUCAUCGUCGGCGAUCGAACUGGAUGAAGUUACUAUCGUCACGAUUGUAAAACAUCUAGACUGCUAUGGCGGACGACUCACUCAUUGUACCCAUCCUGCUGGCUAACGGAUCUCUUCACCACCCCAGCGUGUCAUCUGAUGCACCUGCCCAGGACCUUAUCGAAGUGCUUAUUGCUCAGGAGGAAGUGAUAUCUAGUGUCCUGGGGGAGCUACAGGAUACUGGUUGGGCCCUGCAGUAUGUUCGUAGUCAACCGAAUGGUCGUAAGUGGGAAGAGGCGGAACUCGAUGCUCUCGGGGAUGGCAUCAUCGACCCGUCGACUCCCAUCGCGCCUUUGCUAGAACGAUCAAACUAUCCUGUGAUAGAUGCAUCUCAGAGGCACUUCUCCACAUUUCCUCUGACGUCCCAUUUGCAUUCCCCAGCACUACGCUUGGUUUCGUUACACUCGGCUCUCUCUUUGUCUCUCUCGUUUGCGCGUGUGCCCGAGAUUCAUGAUGGGUUUAUUUGGACAGUAUAUUAUGCUCGAAAUUCGACUGUGGAGGAUGUCAUUCGUUGUGUGGUCGAAGACUUGGGUCUUGCUAAGAGCUUGCCCAUGGCGGGGGGAGGUAACCUUGAAUAUAUCAUUCAGAAUGGCGCUUCGAGGAUUUUGUCCUCGUCAGUAUUGUCCGACUUCGUCCAGUCAUUCUUGGCAGAUUCCCGCCAGAAGCCUACACUGCGGUUCUGCGUACCAGAGGAAUGGUACCUUCGCCCACGAGCUCUUUUACCAUCCUCUGUACAGCCUUCCGAGGAUACCCUGAAGCGCUUUCAGGACAUGCAAGCGGAAUUGGAUGGUGCAGAGGGCACUGCAAAACAGAGGAAGUCUACGCUCGAUGCGCUGACGGCAAAUGCCAGCACCGCUCGACCAACUUCUCCAGAUUGGCGUGGUUCACUCACGAGUCUCUUUGCCUGGCAGCAGCCGACACCUCCGGCCUCGCCACCUUCGUCGUCAAAGAAGCGCAAGAGCGUGAGCGAUCCGGUCCUUGUCGAGCACCGGACUGGUGGAAGUAUCAUGUCAGUAACGCAAUCGAGUAUUCUAGAAGAUGAGAUACUGGAGAUCGAUCAAGCCGAGUUUGACCGUUGCCUCGACCACAUGGCAUUGAAAGGAGACGCAAGGGACAAGAUGUAUAUAUUACCAGCUGCUAAGAAACGGCAGAUCAUUGAACAGGCACGAGCUUUCCACUCGACAUUUGACGGAAAGGCUCCUCGGCCAUCCCAGUCCACACAAUCCACAUUGGGAGCUUCUGGCGGGGGAGCUUUUCUUCCUCGUCUGGUUCCCCAGCUAACAGGCGACUCCGGAAUACUGAAGCGCUUCUCAAUGGCGACUUGGGGUACAGGCGCCGCAGCGCCACCGGUUAUGUCCCCCAUUCUCAAUCGAUCUAGUGGUGAAGUUGAAAAAGUUACGGACACGAUGCAACCCCUGCAAACACAGACUACUAGCAGUAUGUUCGGCAACUGGUGGGCGUCUUCAGGUGGAGAGAAGAAUGCCGAAACAGAGAGUGCAAUAACUGUAAAGCGAUAUGUUGACGGCUUGCGCAGCAUGAAGGCGGAUCCUAGGCUUGUCAAGCAUCUUAUUUCCCUCCGAGUACAUCUGUCUACUGCAAAGUUACCUUGGAUCGAGGAAUUUAUCGCGCAAGAUGGCAUGGACGCAAUAGGUGGCGCGCUCGCAACACUCGUUGGCAAGGCCGGGAAGAGGACAGCCUUAGCGGACAUAGAAAGCACAGUACUGCUAGAGAUCAUCAAAUGCCUCAGGGUCCUCCUCAAUACUCAGGCCGGAUUUGACAGCGUUUUGUCGUCUCCCACAAUCAUUACUCAUAUAGCGUAUUCUUUUUACGGCGCCUCUCUCAAGACACGUAUGCUUGUUGCCGAACUUGUUGCCGCAAUCUGUGUACUCUCGCCCAAUCAGGGUCACAAGACCGUCAUAGCUGCAUUAUCAGAAUACCGCAUCGCCUAUGAUGAAGUGUACCGCUUCGAAUUUCUGGUCGCUGCUUUGCAUAUAUCAGACCAGAGUAACGAUCUUGCACCCAACGAUGCAUCAUUACAUGAUGAGGAUGGUAUAUGGGAGGCACGAACUGCUUUCAUGGCCCUCGUCAACACCCUCACUAACUGUCCUGAAUCCCUGGAAGACCGCAUUUUGUUGCGCGAAGAGUUUGGACGGCGUGGCUUAAAUGAAGUCAUAGUGACUCUCCGCUAUACGAAACCGCCAGACUCUCUACUGACUCAAUUGAAUCUUUAUAUGGAGGAGAAGUACGAUGAUGAAGAGGAUUUACGAGAGCGAACGCGAAACGCUGUGCGAGGAAGUGGGGGGCACGGAAGGGAGCGCUCUGAAUCCGACAUUUUCCUGGAUGACCUUCUGCAAAGCGCAAACAACAUAGGGCUCGGAUCUGUAUCAAUGAGUAUUUUGCAGCGCUUGUCUUCUAUCAUUAAGAGUGAUGCUGAAUUGAACAUCAAAGUUGAUCAACUAGCUAUAGUGGAUGCAUUUUUGGAUCAGAUCUUCACUGCAGAUGAUAUUGGCUUGGACUGCAUUCCUCUGAUUACAAGGUUUCUGGAUGCAAUACGGCCCAUUACUGGCCAAGAUAUAAGCAUAGAUGUCGUCGAUGGUGGGAUGAAGCGCGAGCUGGAAAGCCUUCGUGUCCAAAUAGAUGGUCUGACUCAGACGAACUCGGCACUCAAGACAAGGCUUGAACAACGCAUAGGAUCAAACCAGCAGAAGCCGAAUACUUCUAGCAAAGGGGGAAAUGAGAACAAACUUGUUCAACGGCUGAUGCAGAAGGAGAAAGAAGUUACCCAACUGCAGGCGGAACUUGAGCACUUGAACUCUCAAAUGUCGAACAAUGCACGCGAUGCUGAGGAGCAAGCAAGGAAAGAACACGAAAGGGCAAAGCUUCACUCUCUUCAUGAAGAAACGAAUAAAUUGCGGCUUCAGUUGAGUAAAAUGAGUGAUACUCUUUCCGCCAAAGACAAGGAGGUUGUGUACCUCAAACGCGCUCUUGAAUCAGUAUACUCACGCUUUCAAACGAGGCAAGAAGAAAGAACUUCCGACAUGGACGCCCAACUCAUUGCGAGCCGCACCAUCGAGAAUCUUGCCAAGCGAGACAAUGAACUAACAGCACUGAAAACGGAGGUUUCAAACCUUAGGCAGUUGUUGGCUGCGAAAUCGACAUCUAUGUCAGAAAUGGAGUUCAAGUCAAGGAACGCGCCUCCUCCGCCUCCAUCGCAAGGUUUUAAGUCCGGAGCGAUUUUUGUGCGAACGCCUGAAGAAACGGAUGCAAGCGCAGCAUCGAAUGUGACUGCUCCACCUCCACCUCCACCCCCUCCACCCCCACCCCCACUUCUUUCUUCAUUGGCUGUUCCGAACCAUAAGGAGACCCCUACUAUUGAGUUGAAGGACAUCAGUCAGGCAACUUUUCGCUUUCCCCCUCCCCCUCCCCCACCUCCACCUCCACCGCCCCCAUCAUUCCCUUCUUCGGCAUCCGCAUUUUCGCCACCUCCUCCUCCGCCUCCACCCCCACCCCCACUCGACGCUUUACUAGUUCAGUUGCCACCAAGACCCCCUGGAGUUCCGCCUCCACCGAGUGUAUCUGCAAUCAGGAUAGGAAACAAAGCAAAAGCCACUGGGCCGAGACUGAAGCCCUUUUUCUGGACCAAGAUCAAUAAUCAGAACUGCGGCACUACAGUAUGGGCAGAAUCGCCAAUCUCACUAGAUUUCAAGCUAGACGAUCUUGAAGCAACGUUCACAAUCGAUAUCGCACCAACCUCACAUUCCAAAGCCGAAAAUCCCACGCGGAAACAAAGUGUUACGACCCUUCUUGACAUUACUCGUGCUAAUAACAUCGGUUGGUUCAUCACAAUCGUCAGAAGGCGACUGACAACUUAUGUUCGCUAGCUAUCAUGCUUUCGCGUUUUAAGAUGACCCCUCUUGAAAUCGGUCAAGCUCUGCUAAGUCUCGAUGGCAAACUGUCCACCGAUGACUUGAAAGCCAUCAGCAAGCAGCUACCAUCUCCGGAAGAGGUCUGUUAUUAUUGACUCUUUUCGCUUCACUCUGACUCUCUGA
This is a messenger RNA of Suillus bovinus, 4421 nucleotides long. RefSeq lists its product as uncharacterized. Bases 399 to 4253 code for a protein of 1284 amino acids. Gene Ontology annotation, cellular component: mating projection tip; cell division site. NCBI's taxonomy places the organism in Eukaryota, Fungi, Basidiomycota, Agaricomycetes, Boletales, Suillaceae. The transcript is spliced from 12 exons. Gene Ontology annotation, biological process: actin filament bundle assembly; barbed-end actin filament capping; mitotic actomyosin contractile ring assembly. Gene Ontology annotation, molecular function: small GTPase binding; actin binding. The record is from RefSeq and is a predicted model, not a curated record.